UCUACGUUACAUAUACUCGGCCCCCAUCGACACAACACAUUUUCCGAUAUGGCCGCCACGGUUGCCACUGCCGAGGCUGACGACACCGAGCGUCCUGCUAUCCGUUUGGACUCGGUCCCAGUUGUUGAUCUCCGCCUCCUCACCCAGUCAGAACUCUACACUCUCUCUAUAUCGUCGGACUCCUCAUUCGAUCCCAACCGCUGCGACGAGGUCGUUAUCCCCAAAAUUAACCGCGCCGUUUUCAAUGAAUCCGCCGGUAGCCGUAAACAGACCUACUCUCGUCUCCGUCUUGCCUCGGCGGAGUCCUCCUCCACAACCACCAAGACCACCACCCUUCACCGACGCACACCUCACCUCCGGGCGUCACAUGCGCACCCUUCCAACAACAUUAAUGACCCAGAGCAAGCGGAAAACUCUCAAAUCAUCCGUAUGUUGAAACAACUCUGCAAGUCAGACCCGAAUUUCCAGGAUGUAGAUCAGAUGGAAGCCGAAAACAACAGCAAUUCCGUUGUGCCUGAAUUUUUGAGUACUGAAAACCUAGGGAUAAAGAGAAAAAGAGGGAGACCGCGGAAGCAUGAGAAUGUGGUAUUUCUUCGUCCCCCAACCGCUAAGAGAAUUCGGCAUAAUACGGUUAAGAAAGUCGUUGUAUAUGAUAAUGAGAUGGAUAGAGAAAUCGUAAAUGAUAGUGGUGUACCAGUAAAUAUGGCUACACUUGCCGGACUAGACGAUCCCUACGGGCCGGAGAUUAGGAGGAGGACGAUGGGAAUGUCGACGGAGGAUGACUUGUUAGGGUUUCUGAGAGGUAUGAAUGGACAGUGGGGGAGUAGGAGGAGGAAGAGGAGGGUUGUGGAUGCAAGGGAAUUCGGUGAUGUUUUACCGAAGGGCUGGAAGCUGAGUCUCUGCAUCAAAAAGAAAGAAGGCCGUGUUUGGUUAUUCUGUCGACGCUACUUAAGUCCUAGUGGUCGGCAGUUUGAGUCAUGCAGAGAAAUAUCCGCAUACUUGAACUCUGUUGUUAAACAAGAAAACUCGGAGAAACAAAAUCAUGUGAACAUUAACACUUCUGAUAACUUUGCUUUGGAAGGAGCUUCUGUGAAUGCUGUGGAUCUUGUUAUACAACAAGACAUCAAAACAGAUGACCCUGUUGACAAUCCAUCAUCAUCUUCAUCACCACCAACACCACCAGCAGCAGCGCCACCUGUACCUACAAAAUGUGAGGAGCAAGUCACCAUUGAUGAAAUGGAGGUGGAAGCUCAUGACACCAAAAGAUCUGAACUUGUUACACCAGUUAAUGAGCAUAUUGAAUGCAAUGUGGAAAAUGAAAGAGAGAAAGUUGAACCAUCACUUCCUCCAGCUACAGAAUUGGAUUCUGAUCCUAAUUUGAUGACUGAUGCUCCUAACAAUAAGUCUCUAGCAACAGUUUCUUCUGGAGACAAUGUUGUCGUUGAGACUCAUGAUGCACAUUCUAAUGACAACGUUGAACCUGCUUCUCAUGACCUUAAUAUUAUGUCUCCUAGCAAACAGGAUGGAAAUAGUAAUGUAGAUAGAGGUGUCUGUAUUGAAGAAUCCUGUCAUAAGUCAGGUGAAAAAAGUAUUACGAAUGAUGAAGUCUCUCAAACAGAUCAAGAUCCUGAUGUUUCUGUUUCUCAAUCUGAACUAUUAGGUGAUGAAACUGAAACUCCCCUGUCCAUUAAUGAAAACACCAGAAACACUGAAACUUUAGGUGAAUCCCAUGUUAAUUCUGUUGACAAUAAGUUGGAUUCCAAUCUUGAUCAGGGUAUAAAUUCGGAAAGCUUUAUGCUUUCUUCAUUUCCAAAUGAACUAGUGGGCAAUCAAGAUUCAGUUUCUGAUCAGCCAAUCAAUCAAGAUUCAGUUUCAAUCAAUCAAAAUUCAGUUUCUGAUCAAGAAAUCAAUCAAGAUCCAGUUUCUGAAACCGGGGUUACAUUUGUUGAUUCCAUUCCAGACCAAUCAGAUUCCAUCCCUGAACAGAUGGGUAGUAAAGAUCAUGUUGGUACAACUGCUAGUAUUGAAUUGCCCAAUCCUGCAGUAAAAACAAUUGAAGAAAACAGUUUUGGUGCAAAAAUGGAUAUAGAUAUUGAUAUCAAGGCUGAUGAGGUGGCAACCGAAAAGGAGAAAUCUGUUGGUGAGUCAUCAUCUGUUUUUUUCCUUGGUCGUUUUGGGCUGGAUAAAGAUGGUGCAACUGUAGUCAAGAAGCUUUCUACUAAAACAAACCGUGUUCCAGUUAAAAUUGUCAAUAGUGAAACCCUAAUAUCUCCCCAAAAACAAGACUCUCCAUCUGUUCAUAACCUUGCUCCUGACACAUUCAAUAAUGUAAAUAAACUCUCAUCUGGUUUAUCAAGUUCUGGACUUGAUGGGCAAUUUGAUUUCAGGACAAAUGAUUUUGGCAGCUUUGGUCCAUCUCUGUCACCAUGGCAGGAGGAAGAGUGUGAAAAUAAAAAUCUUGGAAAUGAUAUUUCUUUUCCUAAUAUGGAGGAACCCCAAAUUCCUUCAAAUAAACAAGAGGAAGAUAAAUUAGAUGACUUCCAAACUUUUAGGAAUAAUGAAGCAAAAGGUAACGAAUCAGUUACAUCUUUGGGCAGCAAUCUUGAAUUCUGCUCACUUAUUCCAUCUGAAAACGAUCAAGAAUUUGGUUUUCAAGAUUGUCUGUAUGAAAGAGCCAUGGAGGAAUGUAAGCAGGAAGAGAGUUCUGAAAGGGGAUUACUUGAUCAUUUCUCCAUUGCUGACACAUCAGAUGAUAUUUUUGAGAAUAAGAUGUAUUCUACAUCGUUAGGUGGGCUGAAAUUUGAUGAAGACAGAGAUAUUAGCAGCAAUGAGUUGAGUCUUGCUUUUGGGAACCCUCAUGAGCUGUAUCCAGAUUCUCUUAGAGUGGAACAGAAGAAAGAUCUUGUAGCUCCAUCCAAGAUGGAUGAAACUUUUGGUGUCCAUACUAAUUUGAGUAUGGUUAACAAUAGCAUGGUGGAUGAUCUGAAAGGGGGAAGAGGGUUAUUUAACCUUGGUUGUAAUGAUAAAAGUAGUAGCUUUCAGAAUCAGGGUAACACGGUUUACCCUGGUAGGGCAUGGGAGGAUCUGAAAAAUUCAGGAAACAAGUUUAGUAGUGGUUUUGGAAGCCAGAGUCAUGCAGAAGUUGUACCUGGUGGUGGUAUGUGGAAAAGUGGUGAUGGAAAUCAAAAUCAACAAAUGAGAAGUGGUUUAUCCAACUCUUCCUCACAUGCCCAGAUACCAUACCCUAGCUCUUUUCACUCCUUCAAUAUAAUGUCUGAAAAGGCUGGAGAUGGAGAGUUUAGAGUUGAUGAAAGUUUCUUAACAGCAGGUAGAUCACAACAUAAUCCACAUGCACAUGCACUUGAAGGGAGGGAUUCAAGGGGGGCGUAUCCAAUUCCAUACAAUGUGAAUGUGAACGUGGAGAUGCCAAUGGAGCAACAGUUUGAUUCCUCCUCAUUUUGGCUUGGAAAGAACACCACCAUGAAUAUGAUGCCAAAUACAAAUACAUCUGGAAGUGGAAGGAAUCAUCAGCAGAUUACAAGUCAUGUCCGGACAUGUCAACAUGUUAUAGAACUGUUUUUUUCACUUCCUCAACAACGUAAAGGUUAAAUUAGAGGGAUGUUUCUGCUUCAACUAAUUAUCAGCAGUUGAUGGAUUUUGCUCAAUUCUGGUAUAUGCUUCUUGAAAGCAGGUUCUAAUGUGUAGUUAUUUCAAACAUUCUUAGACUUUUAUCAAAUGGUUCUCUUUGCAAAGACACAAGUUAGUAUUAGUAAAAUCUUCACAUUUUCAUUAUCUUCUUCUAUAUUGUGAGGAUAAAUGAAGGUGGAAUUGGGGUUUUAUUUAUUUGAUUUAAGGAUAAAUAGGACAUCACGAAAAGAAAAGAUGGGGAACCAACCAGUCUUUUUUUUUUUUUUCCCAAGAUAUGUUUUAUU
Lactuca virosa is the source of this 3932-nucleotide messenger RNA. Lineage: Eukaryota; Viridiplantae; Streptophyta; Magnoliopsida; Asterales; Asteraceae. The record is from the annotation of a GenBank genome assembly.